GCUUAAAAUUCAGAAAUGAAUCUGUCUUUAUUCCAAACUGGACUCUGGUGUGCGAGCUCAGUUGUCGUCAAAGUUUUGUUUCUGCUGUAUCGUCGCCUUUUGUCUAGAAUAAUCGGAAAGGUUAAAAAUAGGCUAGAAAUGUGGAAACUUCAGGCAAUACUGGUGCAGCUGCUCCUGCUCGUCUGCGUGCUGCGACUAUACUUCCAGCCCGGCGAACUGGAGUACCCGAAGCCGCAAAAGACGCUGCCGGAGAUGGGCCUCCAGCCACCCGCCGCGCGUCUGGUCUUGUUCCUCGUCGAGGGUCUACGGGCAGAGACCUUCUUUGGGUCCAAUUUCCAGCAACUGCCCCAUCUCAAGGAGCUGUUAAGCCACCACGGUCUUGUGGGCGUGUCUCGCACCACUAUUCCCACGCUGACGCGAACCGGCAAGGUGGCACUGCUCGGCGGCUUCUAUGAUGUGCCUUCGUUGGUAACAGAUGAUGGUUACGAUACCAUCUACAAUCGCACCUGGUCGGCGCCCAACACUGUGGUUCUGGAUUUUUCGGGUCACCCGCGGAAGGUGUAUGAGAUGCUCGAAGCCAGCUUGAAGGAUGUGGAUACUUACAAUAGACUGAGGAUAGCCACUCGGUCGGUGAUCACUCUCCAGAUGAAGGGCCUGAUUGCGGAGAGCCCGCUGGAUGAGAGGUACCUGGUGAAGUUCCGAAAUGCUCAGUGGACCGUAAGGGAGGCCUAUCAUAUGAUUGAAAGGGUGUUUGCCGACCGAGCUACUGCGUAUCUGAUGACCUCCGCCCAUGGACUAACGGAUUUGGGAUCGCAUGGUGGAGCAUCACUCCAGGAACAAACUACUCCCUUUUACCUUUGGGGAGCUGGUGUCCAUCGCAAGGGCAACAAUUUCAGUAGCCUGGAGCUCCACAACGGCACCCACAUGCCGCUCCACAAGCUGGACCAGAUUGACUUGACGUCUUUGAUAUCGGCGCUGAUUGGAUUGCCACCACCGAUCAACAACUUGGGUGUCCUGCCCCAUAGCUACAUGAUGGUGACGCCGGAAUACACGAGGAAAGCCAUGGACCUGAAUGCUCUGCAACUGCUGGCCCUCGCCAAGGAGAAGAUCAGGAAGCACGAGCGUGGCAUCUUCUACAAAUGGCUGCCAAAGUCAAUGGAUUUGGAUCUGACCCGCAUUGCCUACUACCAGAACCAGAUGGACCGCCUGCUGGAGAUAGGAACGAGCGAGAAGGCCAAGGAGACGAGCGAACUGGCGGCCACACUGUCCCUGAAUGCCUUGAAGUACUACAGUACCUACCUACACAUUCCAGUUCAAGUGACUACCGCACUGGCCCUAUUGGGCUGGAUGUACUUUUUGAUGAUCAAGGUCUCGAAGGAUUCAAUGGAGUCCAAGGAGAAAAGCCGCGGAUUUGUGACCUGCGCCACGGUUACAAUUCUUUCAUUGGGACUCUUAGUCGGAGAACUGGUAUUCCUGCAAUGUUCCUGUCUGAUGACGAUCCUCUGCCUGCUGUUGCCCUUUGGCGUUUGGUGUCUGGCUCUGGCGGAGAUGCCGUGUGAGGGUCGGUCGUUGUUGGAACCGUUGACCCACAUGGGAUGGAUUUUUGUUCCGGCUGGAGGAAUCUUGGUCGCUCUCAACUGCCCCUGCUUGUUCGGCAUAAUCUUUGUCUGCUCGGUUUUGAUCUACAACCGACACGGCUGGAGUUACUUUUCGCCCAAGUUCCUGGCAUGGCUGGCUCUCCUCUGUUUGCUGUGUGGAUUCCUGUGGUCACAGCCCGCCAUGCAGAUCUUGAUGACCACCGAAUACCGCGUCCCGCUCCAAGCUGCCAGCAUGUUUAUGGUGGUUCUGCGACCAUUUGUUCUCAAGCAUCAGUUUCCGGGACAUGUCUGGCUCCUUAAUGUAGUCGCGCUGGUGGCGGGAGGCGUGGGUAUCUACUUCCACGAGAUUGGCAAGACGGUGCCGAUAUAUAUCCUAGCAGGAUCCUGGAUACACCUAAUCUACGCCAUUUUGUCGUCGGCGUAUUGCGUUAAUUCCGGACCACGGAAUCGCUGGGAAAUCAUAUGUUUCAAUCUGCUGACCGUUCAUGCCUUGCUGAGUGACUCCUACUCGUCACUCUUUGUCCAGGCACUGGUCACGGAAUACCAGAUGGGAGGUGAGGUGCACGAGGAGAGCAAGCAGCUGAACGAAGUGGAGCAGGCGGAUGAGGAAAUGCAGCCCGGGAAGGAAACCCCAAUGACGUCUUCAAUGCACUUACACAUGUCCUACCGGUUUGCUGUUUCCAUCCUGCUCUACUUCUACGUAUCACUUUUGGGAUCUGGACACUGGAUUGGCGGCUUCACCUAUCUGGGCAACACGGCUCGACUGUACCUUCCGGAGCCGUACUCUGUGCCGAUGGCACUGCUCGUGUUGAUCCACCUGCUGAUACCAGUCUUCGUGUUCCUCUCCAGCCUCCGGGCAAAGAGCUCCUUUGCCCGUCUGGGGACCAGAUCCAUCAUCACCUGUCUAGUGCUCAUCUGCAAUGCUGUUGUUUUGUUCUACGUUGUGUUUAUCGAUCACCGGUCGGACUGGCCUUUGGUUCAUCCCUCGGUGAUCAAUGUGCUUCUUGUCAUUUUGGCGAUACUUCUUAUUUUGUCCUGCCAAAGCCUGGUCGAUGUUUUGUUUCGGGGAUUCAGCCUGAAGCUGCCUGGUCCGAAACGAGUGGCCCAGGAAACCAGACUCCCCAAUCCCUCGCACCCACAAGGAGAGGUCUGAUCGACGAGCCAGGAUAUAUAAAAAAAAAUUAACUUAAAUGUAACUAAAUUAAUUGUACUUUAGCAUGUUAUUUACUUUAUAAAGAUUUUCACCGAUUUGUUUCUUUAA
Molecule: messenger RNA, 2859 nt
Organism: Drosophila ananassae
Lineage: Eukaryota; Metazoa; Arthropoda; Insecta; Diptera; Drosophilidae
Product: GPI ethanolamine phosphate transferase 1
Exons: 2
Coding region: 16-2751 (911 amino acids)
Biological process (GO): GPI anchor biosynthetic process
Cellular component (GO): endoplasmic reticulum membrane
Molecular function (GO): mannose-ethanolamine phosphotransferase activity
Source: RefSeq, a predicted model, not a curated record